AGCGCGUGAAAUUUGGCCGUGGGCGUUCCUGUAAUUUCCUAAAAAGCCAAAAUUUCUUGCGCAGAUAUAAAUGUUCAUGCCACAGAGAAAGCCAACAAUUCUUAAUGCAGAUGGAGCAACCACCAUACAAUGUGGAUGACCAGACCACCACCACCACCACCACCAUCUCCUCCCCCGAGUCCACCAUCCCGAAACCGGACUCCCAACCAGGCGGCUCUCGGCAUCCAGUCUACCGUGGCGUCCGGAAACGCCGGUGGGGCAAAUGGGUAUCAGAAAUUAGAGAACCACGCAAAAAGUCACGCAUUUGGCUAGGCUCAUUCCCCGUUCCCGAAAUGGCAGCCAAGGCUUAUGACGUCGCCGCUUAUUGCCUCAAAGGACAUAAAGCGCAGCUGAAUUUUCCCGACGAGGUGGGUGAUUUACCGCGGCCGAAGACCAGUACAGCCAGGGACAUUCAAGCGGCAGCAGCAAAGGCAGCACAUUCGGUAGUUCUAUCAUCGAAAAAAAGUAAAGCCACGGACGGUGAUGCUGACGACUUCUGGGGUGAAAUUGAGCUGCCAGAAUUAAUAAACAACAGAUGCCAUUCGAAUUCUUGCGUGUGGACGCCUUUCGGAUCAGGCGAGGCAUCUUGGCUCGACGGCGAGGCUCCGCCGCAUCAGCAGCAGCAACAACAGUUCUUAGCAUGUCUCUAACCUAUAUCGGUCCGCACGUCUUUGGUGUUGGAAUUUGUUUGUUAGUACUUAGUCCCUGUAAAAAUUAAUAUCUUUUUAUAUAUUAUUAGUAUGUUUGUGUAACACUUUAAUUUCUUCUGUUUCCUGAUGUGGAAAGUUAUAAUUAAUUGGCAUAUAUGGU
Messenger RNA from Rubroshorea leprosula, 849 nucleotides. Lineage: Eukaryota; Viridiplantae; Streptophyta; Magnoliopsida; Malvales; Dipterocarpaceae. The record is from the annotation of a GenBank genome assembly.